Mytilinidion resinicola is the source of this 496-nucleotide messenger RNA. RefSeq lists its product as uncharacterized. Lineage: Eukaryota; Fungi; Ascomycota; Dothideomycetes; Mytilinidiales; Mytilinidiaceae. The transcript has a single exon. The record is from RefSeq and is a predicted model, not a curated record. The coding region runs from base 69 to 389 and encodes 106 amino acids.
UUCCAAAACAGACGUUGCAACAGAUGAUGUUGUGUGGUGUGCGUCCAAAUCGCAGCUUGCACGGAGAAAUGGCUUGGUGGACUCGGUCGCUGGCUACAAACUGCAUCUGGCCCUGCUGCCAUGGGCUGUUGUCGUUUUGUUUGGAAGGCGUUCGAUGCAGCAGUGGGAUGAAGAUCGAGAUGCCAGAGUGGGCUAUGGCCGGCUUCUUCCCGACUCUUUCAACAACUGGCACGAAUGCCAUCUAUGAUGGCGUUGCCGGGGAUCAAUUCUCUCCAUGUCACACUUACUAUGGCGUCUGUAUCAUAAAAGCCGAGCUAUUCGACGGUGUUCUGGAUCCGGAAAGAAAGGUCGCAAGAGCUAUGGGUUGUUCAGUUCAACUGCCAUUAUGAGCACAGUCGAUGGACCCUCCCUCUUUCUCGUCAAUCAACUUAUCCAUUUCGAGGAUCCAUGGAGCGGCGCUGCUCUCGUUCCUUCCAGUUAUAUGUUAUAUCAAAAC